AAGAAUAUAGAAAGGGGAGAUCCAAUCCGGUUUCAGCUAGUUUCCGUUCCGAUAGAACAUUUAAGCUUGCUUCAGUGUUUCCUAGACCUGUUUUUACUCUUUACUAAUCGGUGUCGAAGCUGCUGUAAUUUAUUUUCCUAUUUUUGUUCUAAAAGCCUACAAGCUUUAAGCAGCCAUGCCUAAAAGGAGCAAAGCUAACAAUGACACUGAAGCAGCUGGGCCAAAGAGACGGUCAGAGAGACUUCAGGGUAAACCCCAAACGCCAAAGUCUGAGCCCAAGCCAAAGAAAGCACCUGCACGAGGAAAGAAGGCCAAGGAAGUAGAAAAGGCCAAACCAGAGGAGAAGAAAGAGGACGCAAAGCCAGAGGCUGAGGAGAAAACUCCAGCAGAGAACGGAGACACCAAAGCUGAUGAAAACAAUGGAGAGGCAGGUGACGACGAAAAAGCUGAAUAACGUUAAUAUCAUUUCACCAGAGCUCCCAUACCUCUUUUCUUGUACAAUACAGAGGAAUAUUUUUAUUGACUAUUUUCUAAAAAAAAAAGUUUUUGUUUUGUUUUAGUAGUUUAAAAAUUAGAAGCUCAUUUUAUAGACUAUGUUCAAGAGAAAAGCCUUAGAAGAGAGAUUCCAUCUUUUCCCACUCCAGUUUUUCCUGAAGAAGAAUUGCAAUCAUGAAACAACUAAUGACUUCCCUUUAAUUUUUUUAUUUUUGUGUCUGUUUUGGGAGAGGAAUGGAACCGGUUGCGACACAAUGUGAUUUGUGCCAUUUUUAAACCUUUUAAAAAUGAAAUUUCUUAAGUCAUUCAAUUGAAACUGGGAGCGUUUGCCUGAGACACUAACAUUCCAUAGGCAAUAUGAGGGACACCUGUAUGUAGCCUGUAUUGUUUUGGAAGGGGUUCUGUAAGAAAAUGCUUUUGUUUUGUUUUUAGGGGGGAUGGGACUGAUUGUAAGCUGUAUUCUAUAAAUUGAAACCUCUUUAUUCAAACCGUUUUAUGAAUCAACAGCUUUUGAUUAAUGAUCCUGCUCGCUAGUACUGGAACACUCAUCUGACGUGUGAUUUUUACUUUUGUCUGUGUGGUGAUAGCAUUGCAAUAACGUUGUAUAGCUGCUGUGAAAAGGUUUUCAUGAUUUCUAUAUGCAGUAUGUGAUGGUACUUUUAAGAGGAUGAAAAAUGGAAUUGUGUGUGUUAGCAAAGCUAAUGACAGAGCUGUGUUACAGUGUUAAACAUGCAGGUUGUAGCUGACAUUAUACAAAAAAAUUACUGUAAUUUCAUUCUUGUGAACAUGCCAGCAGUAGCUAAGUCACUCAAGGUUUUUAGGUUAAAAGUACAUGUGUACAGUUUUCUUCCCAUUUUUAUGUAGUUCUAUCUGUAAUGAUUGGUUGACAUGCAAAUAAAAUGGUUGUAAUUUCACCUAAA
Danio aesculapii is the source of this 1415-nucleotide messenger RNA. RefSeq names its product high mobility group nucleosome binding domain 1a (gene hmgn1a). Gene Ontology annotation, cellular component: nucleus; chromatin. The coding region runs from base 176 to 454 and encodes 92 amino acids. NCBI's taxonomy places the organism in Eukaryota, Metazoa, Chordata, Actinopteri, Cypriniformes, Danionidae. The record is from RefSeq and is a predicted model, not a curated record. The transcript has 6 exons. Gene Ontology annotation, molecular function: nucleosomal DNA binding.